AUGUUCGGCUCCACAGCACCCGCUUUUGGCGCAAACACAACAGCCCAAGCUGGCACGUCUCCAUUUGGCACAGGCGCGUCGCAACCGACCAACAAUUCGACAUCUGGGUUUGGAGGGUUUGGCGCAAUGCCUCAGAACAACACCAACGCCGGUGGUGUCGGUGGUGUUGGUGGCGGUGGCAGCGGCACAGGCCUUUUUGGUAUGUCUAACAACAGCAAUAAUAACCCUACGAUGGGAAAUAGUAGCACAGGCUCUUCAGGGCCCUUUGGUCAGGCAACACCGGCGGCCAACAACAACAACAACGUGUCGUCUUUGUUCGGCUCCUCCUCAUUGACCUCAGGUUCGUCUUUCAACCCUCAACAAGGUUCUGGGACUGCCAUUAAGCCCUUUUCUGCUUACAACGAAAAAGACGCUACCACGGGCAUGAAUAACGUGUUCCAGUCGAUUUCGUGCAUGCCCGAAUACCGGAACUAUUCGUUUGAGGAACUGCGUUUUCAGGACUACCAGGCGAAUCGAAGAUUUCCCACCAACGCACCCAAUGCUGCCGCCGGUGUUGCCUCGCCCUUUGGUGCCAAUCAAUCCAGUUCCCCGUUCAACAAUACUAACUCGUCGUCUUCCUUUGGUGUGGUAGGUAACAACUCUAAUACCAACACUGGCGGUGGACUUUUCGGCCAAAACAACGCCGCAACUGGGCCCGGCGCUACCUCGUCGUUUGGCCAGCCUUCUAACUCUUUGUUUGGUGGGAACACCACGCAGAAUAAUGCUGGUAGCUCGCCAUUUGGGAUGAACAAACCGGCUUCCGCAGGUGGGCUUUUUGGCCAAACCAAUACCGCCGGUGGCCUAUUUGGUCAGAGUGCCAACACUCCCAAUCAAAAUGCUGGAGGCCUGUUUGGUCAAAAUAAUAAUAACAACAAUGCAGGAACAAGUGGUGGCUUCUUUGGAGCUUCUAACCAAAACCAGCCCUCAGGCGGCCUUUUUGGUAACAAUUCCAGCACCGGUGGCGGGCUAUUUGGUCAAAGCAACCAAAAUCAAAGCAUGCCUUUUGGAAGCAACAACAACAAUGCACCUGGAAAUAGCUUAUUUGGACAAAACAAUAGCACCACCAGUAAUUCUCCAUUUGGCCAACAAACUCAGCCUAGCGGAGGUCUUUUCGGUAGCAAACCCGCCAACAGCGGCGGUUUGUUCGGCGGAAACAACGUCGCCGCUAACACCGGAACCGGCGGUAUGUUCGGGCAGAACAAUGCCGCGGUCAAUUCUCCAUUUGGUCAAAAUGCAAACACAUCCGGCGGAGGCGCUUUUGGACAGAACCAAAAUCAAGCCGGGAGUACUGGUGGUGGUCUCUUUGGCCAACCCAGUAAUGCUUCCGCUUCGGGUGGGUUGUUUGGACAAAAUAGUAAUACAAAUGUGAAUACAGGUGGUGGCUUAUUUGGCCAAAGUAACACAAACGCGAAUUCGGGUGGUGGUUUAUUUGGUCAGAACACGGCCACCAACUCCACCUUUGGACAGAACAAUUCUGGGUUCUCCUCAUUCGGUCAAUCCCAGCCCCAACAGAACAAUUCAUUUUUCGGCAGUAAGCCUGCAGCAGGUGCUACGGGAGGCGGUCUUUUUGGAUCAGGUAAUAACUCCACGUCCACAGGAUUCGGUCAAAGCAAUAACACUAGUGGUGGUUUAUUUGGACAAAAUGCAAACAGCAAUACUUCUGGCAAUACCGGUGGACUAUUCGGACAAAACAAUGCCAAUAGUAUGGGACUAUUCGGUCAAAAUUCCAAUCAACAACAGCAAUCAGGAGGCGGACUUUUUGGACAGAACAAUGCACAACAAAACCAGGGCGGCUUAUUUGGCCAAACCAACAACAAUGCCAGUGGCGGUCUGUUCGGCCAAAACAGUAACCAACAGUCAUCAGGUGGGGGUCUCUUUGGUGCCAAACCAAAUACCAACACACUUGGCUCGGGUGGCAGCUUGUUUGGUCAAAACGCCAAUCAACCACAACAACAGCAACAACAGUCAGGAGGUCUCUUUGGUCAAGGUAACAACAAUCAGCCUAGCUCAGGUGGUCUCUUUGGAAGCAAACCAGCGGGUUCCACUGGUGGCGGCCUGUUUGGACAGAACAACGCUACCGGUGCAACUGGAGGUGGUCUAUUCGGACAAAACAACACUAAUGCCUCUACUACUUCGUCCGGCGCGGCUGGUGGCUUAUUUGGUGCGAAGCCAGCUGCUACUGCCAAUACUGGAGGUGGUCUUUUCGGUGCUAAACCUGCAGCUCAAACUGGUGGUGGGCUUUUUGGCGCCAAGCCCGCGGAGAAUGCCGGUUCGGGUGGUCUGUUCGGAUCGAAACCCGCCGGUACCGGAUUGGGCUUUAACAGCGGUGCCACCAACACCACUGGUGGCCUUGGUACCAGCACAGGCAUGACAGGAGGUUUGUUUGGAAACCAACAAAACCAGCAACAGGGGAUUCCAGCUCCUCAGCCCACUGCUCAACAGGCUGGCAUGAACCCAUAUGGAACGAAUGACUUGUUCUCCCGAGUAAUUGUCCCUGAUUCAAUUACGAAGCCUAGCAAACCAAGCGCUACCAAGCUGAAUGCUGAUUUUAAAAAGAAGGCCAGUCUGUCUGGUGCCUACAGACUAGCUCCAAAGCCGUUAUUUGUUCAUAAGACCACAGUUGCUAGCCCAGUGAUGCGCUUGGGUUCUAGUGCCUCGGCUAAAAGUAAUGGUGUAGCUUCUCUGACAGGGUCAUCAACCGACUCUCUCGGCAGAGAGCUACAACCUACCAAAACAGGAUCCUCCAUUUUCACGAAUGAAAGUGAUGAGCUCAUCCUGUCCGCUAAUGACACUCUCUUCAACCCUGACAAAAAGUCAUUCAAAAACUUGAUUAUAAACAGGAAAAAGAUGGAGGACGCAAGUGCUAAAGAAGGAGAUCAAGUUCUUCGUAUCACAUUUGCCUCAGAAGAAAAUGAGUCUAGUGCUGACGCUGCGAUUUCUGGCAACACGUCUGAAGUCGACAAAAAGGCCGCUCCAUUAUUCCCAAGCGACAAAACAAAGUCUUCCUUCAAAGAAGGUCCCAUCAUUGACUCACCCAGCCACAAAGUUGUUACAACACCUUUGGCUAGAAAUUCAAAGGCUGCUUCCGGCACGGGCGUCAAAGCUAAUGGCGUUGAGAGAAAUCUUGGGGUCUUGGGUGAUGACGUUUCUUUUGAAGACGACGGAUACUAUGUAUCUCCCUCGCUUGAAACUCUCUCCUCAAUGACUUUGCUGCAACUUCGUAAAGUAAGUGGACUAACAAUCGGUCAUAAAGAUUACGGUAAAAUCGAAUUUUUAGAGCCUGUGGACUUGACCAAUGUCUCAUUGCCAGCACUUUGUGGACAGAUUAUCGUGUUUGAGCCAAGGGCAUGCAGCGUUUACCCCAACGCUUCUGUGGUUCCUCCUCAUGGCCAGGGAUUGAAUGUCCGUGCCCGUAUUAGCCAGUACGGCUGUUAUCCUCAGGACAAAUCUACCAGAGAGCCUAUAAAAAAUCCAAAUCACCCUAUUAUCAAGAGACACGUUGACCGGUUGAGGGCUAUUCCUUCUACAAAGUUUGACAGCUAUGAUCCACAAAUCGGUACCUGGGUAUUCACUACUGACAACCCCGCUGGAAAUUAA
This is a messenger RNA of Lachancea meyersii CBS 8951, 3636 nucleotides long. The record is from the annotation of a GenBank genome assembly. Lineage: Eukaryota; Fungi; Ascomycota; Saccharomycetes; Saccharomycetales; Saccharomycetaceae.